Messenger RNA from Rotaria sp. Silwood2, 908 nucleotides. NCBI's taxonomy places the organism in Eukaryota, Metazoa, Rotifera, Eurotatoria, Philodinida, Philodinidae. The record is from the annotation of a GenBank genome assembly.
GUGGUGGGUGUGGGGUGUGGGUGUGGGUGUGGGUGUGGGUCUGGUUCUGGGUGUGGGUGUGGGUGUGGGGUGUGUGGGUGUGGGUGUGGGUGUGGGUGUGGGUGGGUGUGGGUGUGGGUGGUGUAAGCGUGACUGUGCGUGCGGGUGUGCGUGUGGUUGUGAGUUUUGGUUUAAUUCUUUUGUUGCUAGACACGCGCAUCCACCGACACCCACAUCCCACACUCCAAUGAUUGUGUUCUUUUAGGCAAACUCCAGAAUAGUAAAUUACUUGAAUUUUUGUUGGUUUUUGGUGAACACGAAAACAAAACAUACUUAAUAUGGAGAAGUCAACAGUUGACUCAAUGGAAUAUUCAGCAGACACAUGAAAUACUCAGUAUGGAUUUCACGGUAUUCAGAGCCUUUUGAAUUCUCAAUUAGACAAAGCUCGCCGACAGUAUCCUGCAUGUUUUUCAAAACCCGUUUAUGCAUUACCUCCUAUCAGUGAUAAUAUCGCAUACCAAUUGGAACAUGACGUCGAAAAAGAGCAGAAAGAUCACAAAGGAAAACGGAUUGUUUUGAUUCCAUAUUCUUUAGCAAACUCAGUUUGGAUUGGAAUUUUAAUUGAAUUUGAAGCUGAUGAACGAAUUCUACGAGCUGAAUAUAUUAAUCCAGUCAAUGGAUUCGAUGUCAUUCAAGAUACAUUACAAAAGCAACUUUCCAAAGUUUAUUCAUUUGCUGUUCUUCGGUCGAGAAAUAUAUUAACGCAUCAUGAUCAUAGGGGAAGUGCAACAUUAACAGUUAAAAACUUAUUACAAGCAGUGAAAGAUGAACAGUAUCCGGAUUUUAUUAACCCGACACCACUUCAAUCACAUAAUUCUAGUCGAUAUGAGAACACAACUCGAGCAUAUUCGACUAAAAAACCUCAUUAA